Molecule: messenger RNA, 2697 nt
Organism: Hymenoscyphus albidus
Lineage: Eukaryota; Fungi; Ascomycota; Leotiomycetes; Helotiales; Helotiaceae
Source: the annotation of a GenBank genome assembly
CCAACCUCCUCCACUGAUCCCAAUCCCCCAAGGCCUGCAACACAUCUUCUCCCCACUAUGCAAUGAUUGCGAUUCUGAAUCGCUUCAACCACUUUGCCCACUGUUGCUCUCCUUUUUGCUUAUCCCCGUCGCUGAAUACCACUCACCUCGCUCCUUGCGACACGAACACACCCUCCACCUUCAACUUCAUCCCGAAUCGACGCGUGGUGGACGAACUUUGCGACCGCCUGCCCUGAUUUUUCGCGGACCGACCUCAUCAUAAACAACACACCGACGCGCCUUCAAUUUGCACCCAAUCCCCAUCGACGACACGACCACACCCUCUCGCCAUUUGGCGCAUCAGCAUUUUGCAUAGCUCUAGCGAUCCUUUCAUCUUAUCGUCAAUAUGUUCUAUUCGGAAACCCUCCUUUCGAAGACCGGCCCUCUGGCCAGGGUCUGGCUUUCCGCCAAUUUGGAGCGCAAGCUGUCUAAGAACCACAUUUUACAAGCCAGCGUCAAGGACAGUGUCGAGGCGAUAGUAACUCCCAGUCAAGCUCCAAUGGCCUUGCGAUUGAGCGGUCAGCUUCUGCUAGGAGUGGUUCGAAUCUACAGCCGAAAAGCGCGUUAUUUACUGGAUGACUGCAAUGAAGCUCUUAUUAAGAUCAAGAUGGUACGUAAUAGCACCACCAUCUUUUGUUGCAGUGCUAAUAUUCGCUCCAGGCUUUCAGACUUUCUGGAAAUAACGAUAUCCCCGCCGGCCUCCAUAUGCCAUCUCGCGACGCGCUCAUGCUUCCUGAUGUGCUUACCGAAGGAGAUAACCUCGAAAUGCCUCCUAUGCCUGACGCUUCAUUCCUCCUAACACAGCUCGAUGAUGACGCGCAAGCCAGUCGUUGGCGUCGCGCAGGAAGUCGUGAUAUUAACCUGCAAGAAGAUUUCAAUGGCAGCCAAUUCCUAUCAAACAGCAUAGAGAAUCAAAAUGACGAAGAUCUAUUAGAACCAAUUGAGGAUCUCGAUUUGGGGAUUGAUUUUGGUAUCGACUUUGGAGAUAUGGAACAAACUAAGGGGGAUGAAACCACCAUGGAAAUUGGUCGAGACGCCCCCGAAGCACGCGCGCCCGAAGAUGACCUUCUCAGUGAACUCGACGUGCAACUACCUGCCAAGGAUAAUGUUGAACCAAGUGUUGAACGUGACACGUCUCUCAAUCUUGGUUUUGAUGAUGACAACGACGCUGUCCGUAUUGAUGACGAUGGCAAUGUUGAAAUGCAAGAUGUCUUUGACUUGCCAGCCGACAUUUCCGAGCUUCCCGUAGCACCCACAAUUCGACCCGGACGUAUUUCAGAAUCGCCACUUUCCGAUUAUGAUGAGACUGUCAUUCAACAAGGAGAAGCUGAAAAUCUCGGAGAACGCAGUCUUUUCGAGCCUGGCGAAACCCCUGAGGCGGAAGUUGCAGCUGCCCCUCAACGAGCCCGAAAGGUCAAGGUUUUGGUACCAGAUAACUCUACCCAAUUAACCAAAGCCCAUAUUCGCGCACAGGAAGCAAAUCGCGAUAAGAUUCUUCGACCCCAAUCAUUCCUUCCACGCGACCCAGAGCUUCUCGCAUUGAUUGAGAUGCAAAGAAAUGGAGGAUUCGUUUCAAGUGUUAUUGGUGAUGGACGAAGUUCGGCAUGGGCUCCUGAGCUUAGAGGCAUGCUUUCACUUGAUACUAUCAGGAAAAGCAGCGAGCUCAAGCGUAAGCGUGAUAGCGGUGUUGCAGAUAUGGAUUUGGACGACGAACAAGGACCACAAAAGUCACCGAGACUUGAUCUUGGUGAAGAAGACGAAGAAGUUAUGACCGCUGGUUUGAGAGAUGUUGGUCUUGGUCGAAAUAGUAUCUCUGUUGCACCAGAUGGAACAAUCAUUGAGAUGGCUGGUGACGAGUCAUACAACGCAAACUUGGAUGAGGAUGACCACAACCAAGGUGCAGGCUUGGAACCAGAGUCACCAGGACCAAACUUUGAUGAUACCGCAGCACCAUUAGUUCACCCAGCUGAUAGUGGACCUGUCUCAUUAGGCACCAAACACGCUGUUCACCUUCUUCGCGAUCGUUUUGGUGCUGAGGCCGCUGAUAGUCCUGACAAGCGCAAGAAGGCUAGCGUUCUCUUCCAGGAUCUCUUACCUGAACGAACAACAACACGAGCAGAUGCUACCAAGAUGUUUUUCGAAGUUUUGGUCCUUGCAACAAAAGACGCAGUCAAGGUUGAGCAAUCGGAAUCUGUACUUGGUGGACCAAUUCGCGUAAGAGGCAAGAGAGGUCUCUGGGGUGACUGGGCCGAGACAAGAGCUGGUGGUGAGAUUGCUGAGGAAGAAACGGGCCCUUCGCAUGGUUUGAUGCAAUCAACUGCUGUUGCUGCUGCUGCGUAAAUAUUGGAUCUGAAAGGAGCGGAAAAACUGCAUUAGUGUAUUAGUAUGUAUUACAUAUUCAGUUCAACCAGGAAGCCCAGGUACCUGGAUCGUGGAUAGUGGCGUUAAAGGGGGUAGUUGGCCUUUGUUUUCAGAGGGAGGAAAAUUUUGGUGUUGAUGGAUGGUCGGGCGUUUUAAGGUGUUCCCUUGAUAUCCCGAGUUCCUUUCCUUCUUUUCCCUUUUCCUUUUUCUUCACAUGGAUAUGAUGCUCGUAGUGGUAUGGUUUGAUUUGGCAUCAUUACUGAAUAGCGAAGCAAGCAUUACGAAUAAAAAUAUUUU